Messenger RNA from Cryphonectria parasitica EP155, 761 nucleotides. RefSeq lists its product as uncharacterized. The transcript is spliced from 2 exons. The coding region runs from base 25 to 516 and encodes 163 amino acids. The record is from RefSeq and is a predicted model, not a curated record. Lineage: Eukaryota; Fungi; Ascomycota; Sordariomycetes; Diaporthales; Cryphonectriaceae.
ACAAUCUUUGGUUUCAGAGCCACUAUGGCCCCUGUAACGCGAGCCUCCAAGCCCAAGCUCACACCUGCGCCUGCGCCUGCGCCGAGCAAGGCAGACGCGCCCAACCCAAAGAAAGCAAACAUCCCGCUCCGGUCCAUCGAGAGCCACAAUGGCGUUCAGAAGCCCUCCCAGAAGCGCAAGGCCCGCUAUAGAAGCAAGAAGCGACAGCAAGCCCUCGCCGCUCUCGAAGAGGUGACCAGAGACCCCGAGCAGACUCUCGCCAAGGCACAGCUGGCCGCCGUCCGGGCAGCCAUACACCAGCCUUGGACCGCCCGUUCUGGCCUCUCGAGAAAGAUCAAGAAACUGGAGAAGCUGGUGCUGACGCAGAAGGGGGAGAUCGAGGACCUUAAGAAACAGGUCGGCAGCCCUGCCGAGCAAGGCCGAGACCUGUCUCGCGCCCAAGACAGCAAGCCCAAGGCUGGUGACGAUCAUGAUGCUCGAGGCAGUCGACGAACAACCAGGAGGGGCGUCGCUUAGUAUGCGAGCCAGCUCUUCUCGAGGUUUUUCUGACCUUGCUGUACUGAUGCAGCCGCAUGCGCGCAUUGCAAUAAAUAUGUACCAACAAACUCAAUGAUCAUGACUGAUAACGCCUCGCGUCGGCAUCCAUGGCCGGUAGCCCUGCCGAUCUGACCGAGAACCACUACACCCCUCAUGAGCUGACCUCCGAUCAGCCCAUGCUAUCGAUCACAAUCAAUUUCAUACGACUUGUGUUAUUUAAUAUG